AUGGAAAGGGAAGAUCUCUGGCAUUCAGCUUUAGGGGCUGUCUGGGACCCCUCUUGUUGGUUAGAGGGGCAAGAGGAAAGAUAUCUGGGCCAAGUGGCAGUGGCCCAAAAGGAAACCUUUAAUGAGAAGAGGGUAUGUGGAGGUAAUAAAACUGAAAAAUGUUCCAUUGAAGGUUCAAUGCUUAAUACGCAAAGCAUUCCUUUGACAAAAAGACCCUAUAAUUGGAAUUCAAAUGGAAAAGAUUCUAAACAAAAUUCCGAGUUAAUGAAAACUUCAAGAAUGUUUGUAGGAAAGAAAAUUUAUGAAUGUGACGAGUGCAGGAAAACCUUCAGCCAGAGUUCAUCUCUACUUAAGCACCAGAGAAUUCACACUGGGGAGAAACCUUAUAAAUGCAAUGUGUGUGACAAGCACUUCAUUGAACGUUCCUCCCUCACUGUACAUCAAAGGACUCAUACAGGAGAAAAACCCUACAAAUGCAAUGAGUGUGGGAAAGCCUUCAGUCAGAGUAUGAACCUUACUGUCCAUCAGAGAACUCAUACUGGAGAGAAACCUUAUCAGUGCAAAGAGUGUGGAAAAGCUUUUCGUAAGAAUUCAUCCCUUAUUCAGCACGAAAGGAUUCAUACUGGAGAAAAGCCCUACAAAUGUAACGAUUGUGGGAAAGCUUUUACACAAAGCAUGAAUCUUACAGUUCAUCAGAGAACUCAUACCGGAGAAAAACCCUAUGAAUGUAAUGAAUGUGGAAAAGCCUUCAGUCAAAGCAUGCAUCUUAUCGUUCAUCAGAGAAGUCAUACCGGAGAAAAACCCUAUGAGUGCAGUGAAUGUGGAAAAGCCUUCAGUAAAAGCUCAACUCUCACUCUGCAUCAGCGAAAUCACACUGGAGAAAAACCCUACAAAUGUAACAAAUGUAGUAAAUCAUUUAGUCAAAGCACAUAUCUUAUAGAACAUCAGAGACUUCACUCUGGAGUGAAGCCUUUUGAAUGUAACCAGUGUGGAAAAGCUUUUAGUAAGAAUUCUUCUCUUACUCAGCAUCGGAGAAUUCACACUGGUGAGAAACCUUAUGAGUGUAUGGUAUGUGGAAAGCAUUUCACUGGGAGAUCAUCUCUAACUGUACAUCAGGUUAUACACACUGGAGAGAAACCUUAUGAAUGCACUGAAUGUGGAAAGGCCUUCAGCCAAAGCGCCUACCUUAUUGAGCAUCAAAGAAUUCAUACUGGUGAAAAACCCUAUGAAUGUGACCAGUGUGGAAAAGCUUUCAUUAAGAAUUCAUCCCUUAUAGUGCACCAGAGAAUACAUACAGGAGAGAAACCCUACCAGUGUAAUGAAUGUGGAAAAGCCUUCAGUAGGAGUACAAACCUUACAAGACAUCAGAGGACUCAUACAUGA
Molecule: messenger RNA, 1383 nt
Organism: Cricetulus griseus (Chinese hamster)
Lineage: Eukaryota; Metazoa; Chordata; Mammalia; Rodentia; Cricetidae
Source: RefSeq, a predicted model, not a curated record